Molecule: messenger RNA, 1071 nt
Organism: Talaromyces atroroseus
Lineage: Eukaryota; Fungi; Ascomycota; Eurotiomycetes; Eurotiales; Trichocomaceae
Exons: 2
Coding region: 1-1071 (356 amino acids)
Biological process (GO): protein phosphorylation
Molecular function (GO): protein kinase activity; ATP binding
Source: RefSeq, a predicted model, not a curated record
AUGGUCAAGAUCAAAGGCACUGCCAAACUUCUUCCACCUGACGAGGACAUAGAAGUUCUGAUUACGUCUCAAUUCGCUGACUACCUGUCACCGGAAGUUCGCGCAGUUACCGUUGACGACGAUGGACUUCUCACUGGAAUCUCUACCGAUCCAAAAGAAUAUGAUGCCAUUUGCCGUGUAAUACAGUACUCCAAACUUCGAGAACUGGAUCGGCUUGGACCAGGCGUUGACCUCUCAUCAUACAAAGACGAAUCGGGGGUUCUGCAAAAAGUUGCUUUUAAGUUCAACCCCAUUGCAAAGGUUCGGAGACUGCGAAUGGCCUGGGAUGAAAUAAAUCUCCUCAAAAGCCUGCCUCCACAUCCAAAUAUCGUACCGUUUGAUCGGGUCGUCCUUGAAGACGUGGAGUCUCGAGUCAUUGGGUUCACAACGAAGUACAUUCCUGGCGGAACCCUCGAAAAUACCGAGGUGCCUUUACAAUUUGAGUGGAUGAAACAACUCACUGAACUGGUGGAUUUCCUAAACCUGGAACUGGGCAUCAUGCAUCAGAACAUUGCACCCCGAAAUCUGCUUAUUGAUCCCGACACGAACAAGCUCUCUCUCUUCGACUUUAAUUGGGCUGCAUGCGGAAAGAAAUGCUUGAUGGAUGGUCGAGACGACGUGACUGGGUCGUUUUUAUCACUAUACGAGCUCAUCACGAACGAUACACAUUUCACGCGCAUCCCUCACUGGGAACGCAAUAUGGACAUGGUGCAGGGUAUCCCAGAAUGGCCUUGUAAUCGUGAACUGGACUCUGAUGUAUCGACAUUCCGGAAUUUUGUGAACGAAUGGGUAGCAACACGAAAAUCCAGUGGGGAUAUGGAACGAUACCUCAAUGCACCCAGCCAACUUACUUGGCCGAACCAGCCAACCCCGCCUGACUACAGUAUGCCCAUUGAGUACGGCAAGACUUUGGAUGGAGAGACAGUCUGCAAAACUGGCCUGCGGUCGAAAUUAACUGCAGUGGAGAAGGGCCAGUAUGUUUUUCACUGGGAGAGGGAGGCCACCCCAGAGCAGGUUAUUGAAGAAGGCUGA